This is a messenger RNA of Cyprinodon tularosa, 892 nucleotides long. RefSeq names its product OX-2 membrane glycoprotein-like. Bases 27 to 854 code for a protein of 275 amino acids. Lineage: Eukaryota; Metazoa; Chordata; Actinopteri; Cyprinodontiformes; Cyprinodontidae. The transcript has 6 exons. The record is from RefSeq and is a predicted model, not a curated record. Gene Ontology annotation, molecular function: cell-cell adhesion mediator activity.
UUAGUGAGCUCCAGCAGUGACACAGGAUGCUACUGAUCAUCACAAUCAUCUGUUUGGCUUUCAAAGCCCAAGCCUCUGAGAUAAUCUUUGAUGGGGGAAACACAGCCAAGUAUGGAGAGGAAGCAAUCUUCACCUGUACACUCCCAGACCCUAAAGGUGUAUUGCAGGUCACUUGGCAGCGGGGCCUUAAACCUGAGUCAUUGGAAAACCUAGCAACAUAUAGCAACCGUUUUGGGAAGCAAGUAAAUGAACCUUUUAACGAGAAAGUGAGCUUCAGAGAAUCAACUCUAAGCACGUCAUCCAUUAUCCUGAAGAACAUAACCUGGGAAGAUGAGAACUGUUAUGUUUGUUCUUUCAAUGCCUAUCCCGAUGGGUCCAAAAGGAAGCAAAUGUGCCUAACUGUGACAGGAGUAUUGGAGUUCACAUCCGCACAACAGUCAAGCGUCCUUCGUGAACAGAAAAUAAGAAAGGAAGUGCUCAGCUGUUCUGCCACUGGGAAACCUGCACCGACAAUUACCUGGGAGAUCCCCAUCAACAUCUCCAAAAAUGCCGUCCCACAGAAAGAUACGGACAGGAAGAGUGAUGGGACUUUUAUCCACAAUACCAGCAUUGCAGUGGACAUACCUGCAAUCUGGACAGGACAUAUAGACUGUGUGCUAAAUAAAGGACAGCCAGGGGAACAGCGGAAAACAUUUGAUUUCUCUUCAAUAGAGCAGGAGGAAGGUAAUCAGUCACCGAUUAUUCUCAUCAUCGCAGUUCUACUUAUCAUUAUCUGCAUUGCUGGUGUUAUAGUUUUGAUCCUUCACAAAGGGAGUUCAAAGAGAAGAAGCAACAAUGAUCAAACUAUAGUUUGAUCCGCUUUAAGGAGCAGAGCAUUCCAGCAUUACACCAG